GGCGAGCGCGCCAAGAGGCUCGCGCGCCCUUCGAACGACGCGCGCGCCAGCAGCAAACGGCCUCUGUCCCCCGGGCGCAUCUUUCAAGCCGCCUCAGGUGCGCGGGAGCCGGAGGCCGGCGCGGCGGAGGCAGCUGCGGUUGCUAGGCAGCGAGGUGUGGGCGGCGCGAGGCGGACAGGGGGCGGGGCUCCCGCAUCCCAUCUCCGCCUGAGAGCGCUGCUUGCUGUUGCUGCUGCUCUUGCCACCGCCGCCGCUGCACCUGUGAGUCGGUGGCCGCCUCAUCCAGACGCGCGGGGAAGCUGCUCGGUGCCGCUUCUGCGCCACGAUGGCUGGGGCCGCUGGCGGUGUCCAUCCUCCUCGGCCGGAUACAGCUGGGUGCUGGCGGUGCCUCCCUGGUGCCGAGCUCGGGCGGAGGCGCCUGCCGCUUCUGCUGCUUUCUCUGCUGUUGCUGCUUUGGGCAGGCGCCGCUACUCCGGGAGAGGAGCUGCACGCCUGCAAAGAGUCUGAAUACCAUUAUGAAUACACAGCAUGUAACAGCCAAGGCUCCAGAUGGAGAGUAGCUGUGCCGCACAACCCAGGACUCUGCACCGGCUUGCCAGACCCCAUCAAAGGCACAAAAUGCUCAUUUUCCUGCAAAGCUGGCGAAUUCUUGGACAUGAAGAACCAGUCAUGCAUGCCGUGUGCAGAGGGCACAUAUUCUCUGGGCACUGGCAUCAGGUUCGACGAGUGGGAUGAGCUGCCCCAUGGUUUUGACAACAAAGCAACCAACCUUGAAAUUGAUUACAGCUUCUCAGAGUCCUUGGGAAACUGCAGCCUGUCAACGUGGAGUCUUAAGGGAGAUUACAUUGCCUCCAACACAGACGAGUGCACAGCCACUCUGGUGUAUGCUGUUAAUCUGAAGCAAUCUGGCACCGUCUCCUUUGAGUAUAUCUACCAAGACAGCAGCAUCGUCUUUGAGUUCUUUAUUCAGAAUGACCAGUGCCAGCCAACCGUAGAGGAGUCACGAUGGAUGAGAACCACAGAGAAAGGGUGGGAGACGCACACUGUGGAGCUGAGUCAGGGCAACAAUGUUCUGUUUUGGAGAACGACAGCCUUCUCUGUGUGGUCCAAAACUCCCAAGCCUGUGUUGGUGAGGAACAUUGAGAUUACAGGAGUAGCCUUCACUUCUGAAUGCUUUCCCUGCAAAGCAGGCACCUACACAGCCAAAUUAGGUUCUUCCUUCUGCCAGCCAUGCCCAGCAAACUCCUACUCCAGCAAAACAGCUACUUCCUGCCACCAGUGCGAGCCAGCAAUGUACUCAGAACCAGGUUCAGCAUCAUGCAAGCCACGCCCAGCUUGCACAGAUAAGGAUUAUUUUUAUACUCAUACAGCCUGUGAUACCAAUGGAGAGACUCAGUUAAUGUAUAAGUGGGCCGAACCAAAGAUCUGCAGCGAGGAGCUCCCCGGUUCUGUAGAAUUGCCUGCUUCUGGUGUAAAAACUACAUGCCCACCUUGCAAUCCUGGUUUUUUCAAGACAAACACCAGUUCCUGUGAGCCCUGCCCAUACGGAUCAUAUUCAAAUGGGUCUGGUUGCAUCAACUGCACCGUUGGGACUGAACCAGCUCUAGGCUUUGAAUACAAAUGGUGGAACACGCUGCCAGCAAACAUGGAGACGACGGUCCUCAGUGGAACCAGUUUUGAAUAUAAGGGAAUGGCAGGGUGGGAAGUAGCUGGUGACUACAUCUACACAGCAGCAGGAGCCUCUGACAAUGACUUCAUGAUACUGACACUGGUGAUUCCUGGGUUCAGUUCCCCACAAUCGGUGAUGGAGGACUCCGAAAGUAAAGAGAUUGCAAGAAUCACAUUCGUCUUUGAAACGAUCUGCAGUAUGAGUUGUGAGCUUUAUUUCAUGGUGGGUGUCAAUUCCAGAACCAACACACCUGUGGAAACCUGGAUUGGCUCGAAAGGAAAGCAAUCCUACACCUACAUCAUUGAAAAGAACGCCACCAUGAGCUUCACGUGGGCCUUCCAAAGAACAGCAUACCAUGAGCCGGGAAGAAAAUACACCAACGAUGUUGCCAAGCUGUACUCUAUCAAUGUGACCAACGUCAUCGAAGGCGUAGCGUCAUACUGCCGGGUGUGCGCUCUGGAAUCCUCGGGCUCGUCCUGUACUUCCUGCCCACACGGCCACUACAUCGACAGAAGCACUGGGGGCUGCUACCCGUGUGCAGCAAACACGUACCUGAAAGCUCACCAGCCCUAUGGCAGCCAGGCCUGCAUCCCUUGUGGCCCCGGCACAAAAAACAACCCGAUCCAUUCUCUUUGUUACAGUGACUGUCACCUCUCAGUCAUCGCGGACGGCAGGACUCUGGAGUAUGACUUCUCAGCACUGUCUAAUAGCACCUCCUUUUUGGUGGGGCCCAGUUUUACCACCAAAGGGCUAAAGUAUUUUCACCACUUCAACAUCAGCCUCUGUGGGAAUCAUGGAAGGAAGAUGGCAACCUGCACGGAUAACGUCACAGACAUGCACAUCCUGGGCAAAGAGACAGAGUUCUCCAAAUCAACUUCCUCCUAUGUAUGCCAGUCCAUCAUUGUCCCCUCUGAUGUGAUGGCUUACAAAUCAGUGGUGUCUUCACAACCCGUGAGCCUGGCAGACCGCUUUGUAGGAGUAACAAGGGAGACCACUCUGGACAACAUCACUUCUUUUCCUGACUAUUUCCCUGCAGAGAAUGUGGGCUUACCGGAUGUGAUAUUUUUUUACAGAUCCAGUGAUGUGACUCAGACUUGUAGUGCUGGGAGAGCUACUGCCAUUAGAGUGAGAUGUGAUCCUCUAAAACCCCACUCUGGAGUGCUCUCUGUGCCGAGCAAGUGCCCUGAAGGAACCUGUGACGGAUGCACUUUCCAUUUCCUGUGGGAGACCGUUGAAGCCUGCCCCCUCUGUUCUGCAGAUGACUACCAUGCUAUCAUCAGCGCCUGUGUUGGAGGGAUUCAGAGAACCACGUAUGUAUGGAGGGAGCCCAAGCUGUGUUCAGGAGGCAUUUCGCUCCCAGAUCAAAAAGUCAGCAUUUGCAAAUCCAUGGACUUCUGGCUCAAAGUGGGCAUCUCGGCGGGGACUUGUGCUGCUAUCCUGCUGACUGCAAUGACUUGCUACUUCUGGAAGAAAAACCAGAAGUUGGAGUAUAAAUAUUCCAAGCUGGUGAUGAAUUCCAGUGCCAAGGACAGUGAGCUGCCAGCUGCUGACAGUUGUGCCAUUAUGGAGGGGGAAGAUGCAGAGGAUGACCUGAUAUUCACAAGCAAGAAUUCUCUCUUUGGCAAAAUAAGGGCUUUCACCACAAAGGCUUCUCUUAGGUACAGUCAGGCAUGGCAGGAGUCUGUGUGUAGGGCUGUUCUCAAUAAGCUAAGAGGAGGAGUCUUCCAGAGAACAUCUGAUGGCUUUGACUCGGUCCCACUGAAGACCUCCUCUGGCACCACUGACAUGGAUCUUUAGGAAUGGAUUGCCCACCUCCCAUGCCUUUCCUGCAGGAUGCUUUGGGAGUCCUCCUUGGUUAAUCCCUGCACUUUGAUGAACUUGCCAUGUGGCCUUAUUGGAUACACUUUUAACUUCAGCUUCUUACUGUACUUUUUUAAAACCGAAAAUUUUAACAUUCCCUCCCGAAACAAAACCAUGCCAAAUACAACUGUGCUUUUAAAAUUAUAUGUAGAUAUAUAUUUGUAUGUUUUCCUGCGCUCCCUACCCACUCUUCUGUAAUGCUUUUGGGUUUUACCUUUCAACAACAGUUGUUCUAUGCUGGUGACAAUAGCUGCAUUUCCUCUCUCCCCUGACACCAGAAAUGUGUAAAACAGCUCAAGAUAUCAUUGCCAUUAAUUAAGUCAGCCCAUUGAGACAGGCUCUUAAGGCUGCAAUCCUUACCUGAGGGAAGUAUGUAUGCACACAGCUGCUCUGUAAAUGUUCGUUUCAUUUUAACACCAACUUGACUUUCAAAAUACUUUCUCUGUGUACUAAAGCAGCAACAGUAUUUUGUCAAACAGUGGUGAGGCUUGCCUGCCUCAUUAAGAACCCUUCAGAAGAGAUACAAUUUGGGCUCAAAUUGCAAAGUUCUGCACUCCGCCAACCAGCCUCACUUUUAUAGGAUGACUGUUUCUUAUGCCAGAGCAGUCUGCAAUGACUUUGCAAGUGACAAUUCCAUUAAAGGCUCCCUAAAUUCCGUCAUAGUAGAAUCUGCAUGUGGUUAAGGCUGGAAGGAGUAUACUUCAAUCAUUUAGAAAGGGUAUGAUUUAAACAUUGAAAAGAUUAUGGCCCAGAGUAGCUGGAUUUUCCUCGUCUGUUUUUAUAGCGAUGACUUAUGGAGAAAUGCUGUGCAGUCUUGCAUCUUGUUUGUAGACCUUUAGUUUUAAAACAAUAAGGGAAUCAUUUAUCCCUGUGCUGACUUUCUCCAAUACUUGAAAACCCUUAUCCUAGGAUAUUGAGGCAGGAGGUGUUAUUUUUUAUGUGACUUCAGAAUUUCCAUCCAGGAAAAUGUGUGCCUAUUGUCCGUGCCCCAUUGGAACACUUUCCUUUGGAGGAACAAAAGUAUAAUACUUUACACAGUAUCAAGAAUCAGGCAGAACUUCCAGCAGAAUUAUCCUGCAUGAACACCAGAAGAAUUAAUACUUACUUCUUUUCAAGUUAUGUGAAUUACAGGUGCUAGAUCUGUGGCUGUGAUUAUCAAGUAUGCCAUGGCAAAUAGAGGCUGGAGAAUUACAGUCAAUCAUUUCCCUGUCAGGCCCAAGGAUGAGUGGAAAAGCUUUUAGAAAAAAAGCUCUCGACCAUGAAUUACAGAAUUCAGCUUAAAGCAAAUCCAGCUCCUCAACUUUCACUGGGGAAAUAGGUAACAUGUUUAUCAUUUUAUGCAAUUUCCUUGCCUGAUCUUUAUCCAGAAAUAUCCCUUCCUACCCCUGGACAGCCCUCUGUUGCUGUUUUUUUUACAAUUCUUCCUCAUGUAAUUUUGUGCAGGCCUAGGCAUGCAGAUUUUUUAUUUGGCAAAUAGUGAAGAAAUAAUUAGGUUUUGGUUUUAAUAGCCAGUGUUAUAUCCAAACACAGCCACUGAAUACAUUACAAAUGGCUGCUCCUGAAUUCAGUCAACAUUACUGACAACUGCCAAGCCAAUGUUGACUGAUUUCAUCUCUCUGUUUGUUUUGGCAGGUUAAAAUAGCCUUUAGUAUAAAGCACUUCAAUGAAGAAAAAUACAGAUACCCAGCUCCUCCUUUCAGUCAUUCAGUUUUAAUUCCAAUGACAUUACUCUUAGUUCUGCUUUCAGUAACUUUCUCAAUUUCCACACACUCUACUUUUCUAUCUAUAUUGUACAAGUGUUAAAGAACAACAACAACAACUUACCUUUAGAGCAGCUGGGAGGAAUUUGUACAACUGCAGGUAAGGAGGGCUAACCUUGGCUUAGGUUGACUUUAGUUUAUUGGGAUUUGUAAUUCUGUUGCUUUUCCUUCAAGAGAAGAAAUUAAAGAUGGCGGUGGGCAGUGUUAUAGGUUAUGGGAAAUGGAGUAAUUGAGGAGCUGCAAUAUAUGGUGGAUGGGCUGCAUUUUACUUGGUGAGUUACCCUGCGGAGGCUUGUGGAUGUUUUUCCCCUUAGCAUAAUGCUGCUGACAUCAACAGUUAAAUGUCACCGUACCAUAAACUUUGAUAUAUGUCCAUGUAGCUUUUUUAUGGUCAGAUUUCAGGCUAUUCCUUGGAAGAGGAGUAGAUUUAUUUCUUCACCAGUGAAUCCUGUGACUAUGAAACCAAUCCAGCAGCUAGCUUUUCCUAGUGCUAAAUGCCACUGCUACCUGUUUUCAAUCAGAAGGAAAAUAGUUUUAUUUUACUUGGAAAGUACUCCAAAGCUAUGGCCUGAGGAAGCCUGAGAUGCUCAUCAGAGGAUGAGAAAACUGACCUCAAGAGACACGAAAGAGAAAGUGACCCUUUUUAAUAUAUUGACACAUCUGAAAAUCUCUGGGCUCUGGUUCCAUCGUUUUACACAAGAAAGAUAUAUUCAGGGACAGCCAGGAAUAGUUAAACUACUACUGUGGAAAGUGGCACCCUGUUGUCAAGACCCAGGAUAGGGGAGAGGAGCUAGGGUAAUAAGCUGUUGAUAAAUUGCCAGUGGUGAAGAAGGUGUUGAUGGAUAGCUUCCCCACUGCUUACGACAAUUAGGAAGAAAGGUUAAGAGAAACUCAGGGCUGUUUCCAAAACAAGUUCUUAACAGAACCAGAAGCACAGAGCUAGCACUAGGCAGAAAGAAUACCAUAAAGAGAUGUGUAAGUCCAGAGUCUAUUGCAGAGGUCAGCUUACCUAAGCAUCUCACAUCAAGCUGAAAAAGCUUAUUUUCACCCUCUGCUGUUUAUGCUAAAGAGAAGAAACAAAAGCAGCAACAAAUCCUUUGGGAUGAUUCUGUGGCUUUGUUAACACAUAGACUUAAUGUUUGUAUGUCUGUCAUUUGUUCAAUAGUGUAAGGGGGGGGGGGAGAGAGAGAGAGACAAGGGGGAGGGGCACUUGCACCAGCCACAAUCUAGAUAGGGUGCAAAGUAGACCUUAAAGAUCAGGAAACAUUUUAUUAAGAAUGUAAGUGGUGCAAAAAACCCCCACAAAAUCUUUGGUUUGGAAAAUUAGAUGUUUUGGUAAAGGCAACAAUUCAGUUGGUUGGGCAUGCAAACAUAAGAGCAGUCCUGCUGGGUCAAGUCCAUCUCCUCCAGCUUCGUGUUCUCAUCAUGGCCAAACCAUAGGCUUCCAGGAAGCCUGCAAGCAGCGACUAAGCACAGCAACAACAGUUUCCCAGCAACAUGCAGCAUCUGACAGUGGAGGUGGGACAUGGAGAGCAGCUGGACAUCCAGAAUAACACAUUUGCAACUUUUCCUUGGUUCUGUCCUGCAACAUCACCUAGUCAAACACAUUCAACCACUUCAUACCACUGGGGCUGAUGCAACGGGGAGUGGAGAAGAUAAUCUUAUGGUCAGGCAGUGGGUAUUUUGUACCCCAACUUUUGAAUAAAUUCAUGGUUGAGCAGUAAGCAGGAGGUGCAGCGAGGAUGUGGAGUUUUAGCAGCAACACCUUUAAAAGAUUCAGUGCCAUUCUCACCCCAGAUUGUAUUACUUGCUCCCCAAAGGGGGCUAAUCCAAGAGUAAUGCUUGUUUUUGUUUGUUUAACUCCUAUACUUAUUAUUGAGGGUAGGAAGUAUCCAGACUUUCUGACCUGUGCCAUUUAUAUGAGUUUACAGCAGUGGCCCUUCUCUAAUUCUCUGGACUCGCUCUUAAAUUUAAUUCAGAGCAUCAAGUGAAACCAGAAGGGUACUUUUGACGAUUUCAUAGAAUCACUGCUUCUGUUUUUGUAUGAAGUUGUGAUUUAUUAUUCUGGCUUUUUGUCUUUGCUAUAUUUUGUAUAUGCUUGAAACUAUUUAUGGAUUAAACCAAUAUCUGUAAGAUUUGAUUGACAUACCAGAUAUGUUGUUGUCCUAGCAGCAAUCUUCAAGGACUUUCAUUGUUUGUGUGGACUAGGUUAUAAGUGCUAUUCAGGGACUACAAUAUACCUUUCUUACAUGGAUGACAAUGAUUUUUUGCAACUCUGUAUGUUACAGAAUUGAUUGGAUUAUAUUUAUAUAACUGUGUUUUUUCAGCUUUGUGAUGAUAAACUGCAGGUUAACUUGCUCUGUAUGCAAAAUGGGCUGGGUUCCUUUUAUAUAUGAUUUUAAUAGAAUUUAAUAGUUUCUAGAGGCAAGAAUUGCAUGUACAUUUUUGGGGUUAAAAACAAUAACACUUCUGAACUCGUCUGA
Molecule: messenger RNA, 7772 nt
Organism: Podarcis muralis (Common wall lizard)
Lineage: Eukaryota; Metazoa; Chordata; Lepidosauria; Squamata; Lacertidae
Gene: ELAPOR1
Product: endosome-lysosome associated apoptosis and autophagy regulator 1
Biological process (GO): autophagosome assembly; positive regulation of vacuole organization
Cellular component (GO): extracellular exosome; late endosome; plasma membrane
Source: RefSeq, a predicted model, not a curated record